CGAGACCGAGCACCAACUCUGCCACUGCCACCAUGUCGGCACAAGAAGCCAUGAAGCUCGCCAAGCUCGAGAAGAAGCGCAAGGCCAUGAUGGACGAGUUCGCGGCCCAGAGGGAGGACCUCGCCGCUCAGCGCAACCGUACCGGCUCGGACCGCUUCACCGUCAAGACCGACGGCGUCGAGGAGACGCUCAAGCACAAGACGUACGGCCUCGUCCAGCUGUCCGACUUCAAGGAGACGCGCCAGCAGCUCGAGGAGCAGGCCCGGCAGGAGGCGGCAGGGACGGCCGAGGUCAAGGACGAGGAGCGCAAGGUCAAGAAGAAGAAGAAGGAGAAGGGCAAGGUCAAGCUCUCGUUCGCCGGCGACGACGGCGAUGAGGAGGAGGAACAGUCCUUCAAGCCCAAGAGCAAGACUUUUGUCGAGGACGACACGGCCUCGGCCGCCAAGCGCGCCAAGCUCGGCAAGAACCCUUCCGUCGACACGCACUUCCUCCCCGACCGCAACCGCGAGGAGAUUGAGCGGCUCGAGCGCGACGAGCUGCGGAAAAAGUGGCUCAAGAUGCAGGAGGACAUGAAGCAGGAGGAGAUCGAGAUCACCUACUCGUACUGGGACGGCAGCGGGCACCGCAAGGUCGUCGUGUGCAAGAAGGGCGACAGCAUCGCUCAGUUCCUCGACAAGUGCCGAGCACAGUUCCCCGAGCUGCGCGCCAUCUCGGUCGACAACCUCAUGUACAUCAAGGAGGACCUCAUCAUCCCUCACCACUACACCUUCUACGACUUCAUCAUCAACAAAUAUCGAGGCAAGUCGGGCCCCAUGUUCAACUUUGACGUGCACGACGACGUUCGCCUCACGCACGACGCCAAGAUCGAGAAGGACGAGUCGCACGCCGGCAAGGUCAUCGAGCGCAGUUGGUACAACCGGAACAAGCACAUCUUUCCCGCGUCUCGGUGGGAGCUCUUCAACCCCGAGGUCAUCCGCGAGAAGUACACGAUCCACGGCAAGUGAGGCAGGGCGUGGAGCGAGCGGUCGGCGAGGAGGGGAGCGAGGGAGCGAGAGGACGGCAUGCUCGCCCGCGGUAGAUUGGGCUCGAGUGCCUCUGUUGUAACACGUCUAUGCAUCAGA
This is a messenger RNA of Rhodotorula graminis WP1, 1121 nucleotides long. RefSeq lists its product as uncharacterized. The transcript has 11 exons. The record is from RefSeq and is a predicted model, not a curated record. Gene Ontology annotation, cellular component: nucleus. NCBI's taxonomy places the organism in Eukaryota, Fungi, Basidiomycota, Microbotryomycetes, Sporidiobolales, Sporidiobolaceae. Bases 33 to 1004 code for a protein of 323 amino acids. Gene Ontology annotation, biological process: chromatin organization.